CAGUGCGCGUGCAUGCAUAUGCUACAGCAAUGUAAAGUCGGCUCUUGGGCGCGUGCACGCGUUGUUAUUAUAAAGGAUUAUUAUUAUUAUUAUUAUUAUUAUUAUUAUUAUUAGUGCUGCUGUUGUUGUUGUGCGGGUUAUUUUUCUUCUUCCUUUCCUCGGCGCGUCUCUCGCCGGGAUGGAAAAAAGUCCACUUCGGUUUUUGCGUGAAGCUCCAAAAAUCUAUGAAAUGUGUUUGCAUGUUGCUCUCGGCGGAGCGGGGACGGGGGGGUGGGGGGGCGCGAGGCGACGACGGCUUGGAGGAGCCCACGCGCGCGCGUCCGUUCCGACCCAAUCCUAGCACCGUUACCGUUUCCUCUCUCUCUCUCUCUCUCUCUCUCUGGCUUUCCUUAAUACAGUAAACAAAGUGCGUGUGUGAGUGAGUGCGUGCGUGCGUGCGUGUGUGUGCGCGCGCGCGCAUGUGUGCGUGUGUGUGUGUGAGAGAGUGUGAGUGUGUGUAUGCGCGCGCGUCUCUCUCUCUCUCUCUCUCUCUCUCUCUCUCUCCUUCUCCUCUCUCUCUCUGUGUGUGUGUGCGCAUUUGUUUGUUUGUUUGUUUGUUUGUUUCAAUUUUUAUUUUGACUUUUUUAUCCUCUAUUUUUCAAAAGCAAGCUCGGACCUUAAUCUCAGGUCUCGAAGUUGUAAAGCUUCUUAAAAUGUGUGCGAACACGGCGUACUGUCAGUUGUAGGAGAGCACCGUGAGGCCGACUCUCCACCUCUGCUAGCAUCAAUCCUAGCCGUGCACCAACCAGUGAGAACAUUGCUGCCCUUUGCCUUCACCCUCCAUUCCUCCUCCCCUCCUCCUCCCUCUCCCUCCCCCUCGAGCUGUGGGCCAUGUCUGCCAGUGGGGGGUUGAUGGAGGGAAACCAAGCUAGAGAGGACGAGGAUGCUCGGGACAGCUGCUGCGCUGAUGAAGAUUCGUCACCUGUGGUGGAGAGAAGGAACCGGAGCGGGAUCAUCAGCACACCGCUCAGCAAGAGCCUCAAACACUCCCGAGCGCUCUCUCAGUACAUCGCCACAUGCUCUGCCGCAGCUGCAGUUGCUAAUGCUAACGCUAACAGACUUGCCCAGAGCUCCUUAGUACCCACAGGGAUUAAGACUCAUUCGGUAGACGCCCAGCACAGAGGUCAGGUGGGACUUACCAAACUGGACAGGGGAGCACUGGUUUCUAGCCUUCUGGACUCUCCGAGCGGUUUGCAUCUGGCCCAGGCAGCUGAGCUCUUACGACGAGCUAGCAUGCUACUUCCUGUCUCUGACUCCUCCAGCCUUGGUGUGGGCGGAGACAUGGAGGCAGUCUCAGCCUCUGAUUCGCUUGGGAGUGUGACGGACUUUCCGUUGUUGAGCAAUGGUGGCGGAGUCGCAGGCACUUUCCCGUUCCACCCGGGCCUCUUCAUCAUGACGCCAGCUGGAGUGUUCCUGGCUGAUGGGGCACUGUCGCAGGUGACAGGAGCUUCUGAGCAGCAGCAAGCGCACAGUGAGAUGGCAGCGGCUGCCAGCGCCAAUGCCAAGAAGAAACGCAAACGCUGCGGUUUGUGCCCACCUUGCAGGCGCAGGAUCAACUGCGAGCAGUGCAGUAGCUGCCGUAACCGCAAGACCGGCCACCAGAUCUGCAAGUUCAGGAAGUGUGAAGAGCUCAAGAAGAAACCAGCUGGCGGUCUAGAGAAGGUGAUGCUGCCCACCGGAGCUCCUUUCCGCUGGUUCCAGUAGAACGACGGCCAACCGGACUCCCCGGCGAGCUCAAAUUAACAAACUGCCAAUCACGCGCAAUGCCAACGCCCACUCGGACUGCUGCUGGCUUAUAAACACUGGCCACAAAUAACAAAACGACUAAACAAACAGCCUCUACGAACCGAGAGGAAAAAAAGAAGGCACUAAACGAGGACGAAGCUAGUUCUUCUGAACCAAAAAUAGACUGCCAGAGCAGUGUGACACUGCUUUGGGUGUUUUUUUUUGUUUGUUUGUUUGUUUGUUCGUUCAUCCAUUGUUCUGAAUGUUCCAAUCGGGAACGGUUCGACUUCUUAUUGUGGAGUCGUGUCCUUCGUUGGGAACUCUGGACCGCCAAACAGAAGAUGUACAAUCAUUUUAUUUUCUGUGUUUUUUGUGUUUUGUCCAUGUGUGGAGGAAUGCUGUAUUUGCAUUAGAGAAUGUAAACUCGAGACUCUGUGUUAAAGCUAGUUAUUAAUCCAGAGCACUAUUGUACAGUUAGCACCGACGUUCUUACUGACUGCUUGAGUUGAGUAUAUUUGGAUUUGGCUUUUUUAUUUUAUUUUUUUUGGGGAGGGAGGGAAUAGUUUGUCAUAAAAAACAACAAAACUGAUUUUCAGAUUGAUGUUUGAUAUCAAACCAGAUGAAAAGACAGAAAUCAUGAUGAUGAUGUAGCAUCCCUUUUGGCAAACAUACAAACUAAAAAAAAAAGAUCUACCGUUUUUUUUUUUUUGUAUUGUGAAACAGAAUCAAUGUAGUUCUGCACUGACGUCAUUCAAGGACGGCUGAGACAAACGGAAAAAAAGAGCACGAACACCAGCCGGCAGCGUUUACAGAUCAGAUUACUUUCCACGUCAGGUUGUUGCUCGACCGGAUUCUGAUUGGUCAAACGGAAAUCACUAACACACCAGAGAUCUCAAAACAAAAAAAUCUAGAGGUUCUUAUCAUACUCAAGCACAUCAGAAAGCUAUCUGUACUUUUCUUUUACCUAGCUUGCGAGAUUCCAAGUGAGAUUAAAAAAGCUCAAGGACAAAAGACAUCCCUCCCUCCUGCACCAUAACCACAUGGUGGAGGCCAUCUUGGAUGGCUGACCACAAUCCGAUUAAUCAGUCACGCUGGUGGUGUUCUGUUCUGAUUUUUGUCUUGAAGCCUAGCAAGAAAAGGACGAAGCCCAGGUCCCUAAAGUGUCUGAAGGUGUUUGGUGCGGCAUCCGUGUCUCCACAGCCAUCAUCCUGAGGGCUGCGUUUGUAAACUGAAUAAACAAAUGCAUGUAUCUGUGUUAGAAAGCGACAGCUCUGAGGUUUCAGCUUUCCUCAGCUUUGGAAUAAAUAGAAAUACCAACCAA
This is a messenger RNA of Neoarius graeffei (lesser salmon catfish), 3085 nucleotides long. It is a transcript of the gene cxxc5b, whose product is annotated as CXXC finger protein 5b. The transcript has 3 exons. Bases 871 to 1743 code for a protein of 290 amino acids. Gene Ontology annotation, molecular function: zinc ion binding; methyl-CpG binding. Gene Ontology annotation, cellular component: nucleus. NCBI's taxonomy places the organism in Eukaryota, Metazoa, Chordata, Actinopteri, Siluriformes, Ariidae. The record is from RefSeq and is a predicted model, not a curated record.